Dendrobium catenatum is the source of this 2166-nucleotide messenger RNA. RefSeq names its product probable serine/threonine-protein kinase PBL21. Lineage: Eukaryota; Viridiplantae; Streptophyta; Magnoliopsida; Asparagales; Orchidaceae. The transcript is spliced from 6 exons. Gene Ontology annotation, molecular function: ATP binding; protein kinase activity. Bases 723 to 1832 code for a protein of 369 amino acids. Gene Ontology annotation, biological process: protein phosphorylation. The record is from RefSeq and is a predicted model, not a curated record.
GCCACAAUCAAACUCAUUUGAGCACAGCCCAUCCCAUCACCGCCGUCCACCACCCGACGCCGCCGCCACCGCCCCAAUAGGUUCGGAUAAAAUUAGAGAACCCGCUCAUGUUUUUUGGCACCCCUACACCGGAUCGCCAUGAUCCAAUAAAUGUGAGAUAGGUAAAUCCAGUGUGGGAAGCAAUGCCUUUAAUGCUUGCAUGCCGCGGAAUUCCAAAUUCGCCGAACCAACCGAGGUGGUAAUAAAAAUUGCAGCGACCGACUGGCGACGACAUUAUUACAAGCAUCUGGUAGGCGCCCACCGUAUACUUCUGGACUCUCUCUUACAGCCAAGAAACAAGUUGGUGUCCACUGAGAAUAAGGGGGUGGCGCAGAUUCCGCCGGAACCCUUGGAAGGUUUUUCUUCCUUGCGGGGUGAGAUUUCUCAUUUCCUAGCGCUUGGCCGCGUCAAUCGUGUCGAUUUAGGCUACGUCCUGCUCAAAUCCUGCUACUAAACAGCCACUGGGAUGUGGUUAUGAUCUCAAUCGAGGCAAUCUGGUAAUCCUUAGACUGUUCUGCAGUGUGAUUUUUGCGAGCCAGAACAGUGGUGUACAGUCUAAUUCUCCGAUAAUGGACUGGGGCAUCUGGGGAGAUUUUUCUUAGAUCUAAAUCCAAAUUAUGAUGGAGAAUUAGGUUUAACUGACUCCGACUGAGCAGUUUUAUUUUGGUUAGCGAAGAUACCGGAUGGGCUGUUUGUUUUCUUGUUGCCAUCCAUGCCGGAGAGAGACGAGCAGAAGGAUCGACGAUAGCAGAAAUGGUCAUGCUGAAUCAUUGGAGCACAGGAAAAACCAGUCUAUGGAUGGGGGAGUUGCUGACUGUGUGGUUUCCUUCACCUUCAAGGAUCUUGCAAAUGCCACUCAAAAUUUUAAGGAGUCCAAUUUGCUUGGGGAAGGAGGCUUCGGAAAAGUCUACAGGGGGAAACUAGAAUCAGGCCAGGCCGUAGCAAUCAAGCAGCUGAAUCUUGAAGGGCUGCAGGGAGCCAAAGAGUUCUUGACUGAGGUUCUCAUCUUGGGCACUCUGCAGCAUUCAAACCUUGUUAACUUGGUUGGAUACUGCAUCGAGGGAGAUCAAAGACUCUUGGUUUAUGAGUUCAUGCCAAUGGGAAGCUUGGAAGAUCAUCUUUUUCAUAGAGCUCCUGCCAUGGCCCAGCUUGAGUGGAAUACUCGAAUAAAGAUAGCUCUUGGUGCUGCACAAGGGCUGGCUUACCUCCAUGGCGUUGCAAAUCCACCUGUUAUAUACCGUGACAUGAAAGCAGCUAAUGUCUUACUGGAUAAUGAUUUUAAUCCAAAGCUCUCUGAUUUUGGAUUGGCCAAAAUUGGGCCUGUUGGUGACAACACACAUGUUUCAACAAGAGUAAUGGGCACUUAUGGCUAUUGCGCUCCAGAUUAUGCCAUGAGUGGUAAGUUAACAAUGAAAUCUGACAUAUAUAGCUUUGGUGUUCUUCUUUUGGAGCUUAUAACUGGACGGAAGGCAUUUGACACAUCUAAAGCAGCUGCAGAGCAGAACCUGGUGACAUGGGCGUGGCCUUUUCUCUUUGAGGAAAAACGGUCCAAGAAAUUGGCGGAUCCAUCACUUAGAGGCCGAUAUCCAGAGAAUGCUCUUCGCCAUUUAGUUGUCAUAGCUUCUAUGUGUCUCCAGGAACAGGCCCGUUUCCGACCCAUCAUAGCCGAUGUUGUUUUCGCCAUCAAUUUUCUGGCAACCCAGCCUUACAUUCCAGAAACUUCUAGAAUCAGACGCUCCCCAUCUUCUUCUCCCCUCUGUGAUACCAGAACGCCUUCCAGGUUUCACUGUUAAUUAGAAAUAUGUCGACCUCAAUUUCUUGAGUAGUUAUUUUAUGUGGAUGCCUAACGACGCUUAUAGACCCGAGACCAACCAGAAUGCGCCACGUCAUCAGUACCGAGCCGGGUACGGAACAGGGGUGACGUGGCGCAUUUUGGUUGAUCUUUGGACGACGUUCGGCGUCAGCAUAGAUAAGUUUCUACUUUGGCUUUACUCCUGUGCAUUCUCAUCAAAUAUAUUGAAUUAGAGAAUAACUGGACGCCAUGUUUGUACAGAAGAUAAAAUAUUUACAUGUUUUCAUCAUUGAAGACUAAUCUCUUCUCUCAUGGUGCAAUUGGAGUAUAGAAUC